UUCAGCUGCAUUUACCUUUACCGCCCGCAUCCUAACUAUGGAUCAGACUGGAGGACCGGAGCUCCUCCUCCCAACAUUUCUGCCUGAACAAAAUCUUUGUUCCGCCGGGAGACGGUUACAUUAACAGAGCAGCAAAAAUUACUGGAACAGGUCUGACCGGGACUGAGUCCAGCAUGCAACUUCUGCGCCACCUUACCUCAGCAGGUUCCUGGAGUUCCCACUCACACCUGGCAUGUUUCUUUAUUGUCGCCCUGUACUCUGGAGGAGCGUCGUCCCUUUACGGGCCUGCCGUGGCCACGGGCCUCGGAUCCGCCUUCUCCGCCGCUCAGACCAGCAGCGUGGUGGGAGGCAAGCAGAAAGCCGUGACUUUCAACAAGCUCUUGGUCAACACCGGAAGGGACUUUAAUCCGGACACCGGCCACUUCCGCUGCCGCAUCCCCGGGGCUUAUUAUUUCUCCUUUUCUGUGGGGAAGUUCCCCGGCAAGCUGCUCUCUGUCAUCCUGGUGAAGAACGGGGAGGAGGUGCAAGCCAUCGCUUAUGAUGACUACCGCAGGAUUGGCCGGAAGGUCCAAAGCCAGAGUGUGAUGAUAAGUUUGAAGGAAAUGGACACCGUGUGGCUGCUUUUGCAGCAGAGUCCCCAGUAUGCCGUGUACAGCAACGCUGGCCCUUACAUCACCUUCUCUGGUUAUCUGGUGUACCCAAAGCUUCAGCCAGCCGCUCAUGUCAGCAACCACCUCUCCUCGCCCGCUCUGUUUUACCCCGACUGCCCGCCUGAGGCUGUGGAGCGGCCGCGGUCGGCCUUCUCGGCGGCCCGGACGUCCACGCUCGUGGGUCAGAACGGCAGGCACCACGCCAAGCCUCCCCUGACCUUCGACGUGGAAUUUGUCAACAUAGGGGGCCACUUCAACAAAACCUCGGGCCUGUUCACGUGCCGCGUCCCCGGGGUGUACUUCUUCGCUUUCACGGUGGGCAAACACCCUCGCAAGGCCGUCUCCGUGAAGCUGAUGACCGGGAGCGGGCAGGUGCAGGCCAUGGUGUUCGACGAGGACACGUCGAAGAGGAGAGAGAUGCAGAGCCAGAGCCUGAUGCUGCAGCUCAGCAGGGGGGAAACGGUGUGGCUGUACAGCCAGCAGGACAAACGCUACGCCGUUUACAGCAACCAGGGAAGGUACACCACCUUCUCUGGCUUCCUGGUCUACCCCUCUGAGGAAACGACCCCCAACAACCCAGACAGACCCCACCUUUAAACAACUCUGUCUGCGAUGCUGUCUGUGGUGAAUGCCUGGGUCUGUGGGGGAAAUUAAGUGAUUUAAAUGUGGACGUAUGAGGCGAGUUUGUAGUGUUUGCUUUUGUUUUGUAUUUUCUUCGGGUUUUUUGUUUUCCACCAGAUGGCGCUACGAGACAGAAUGACGCACAAUGCCCAGCAGCAGGUUCUGACGCAUCACCGUGAUCCUGUGGCCAGAACAAGAAUG
Molecule: messenger RNA, 1472 nt
Organism: Fundulus heteroclitus (mummichog)
Lineage: Eukaryota; Metazoa; Chordata; Actinopteri; Cyprinodontiformes; Fundulidae
Gene: c1qtnf13
Product: C1q and TNF related 13
Exons: 2
Coding region: 174-1247 (357 amino acids)
Molecular function (GO): protein binding
Source: RefSeq, a predicted model, not a curated record